AUGGCCCAGCAUUUAAUGGGAGGACAAAGUGGUUGGGCCGGUAACAAGGCAAGCUUGGUUGGCGGAUGGGAUAAUCGAAAUGGCGGAUGGGAUAAUCGCAAUGGCGGAUGGGACAAUCGCAAUAGCGGAUGGGACAAUCGCAAUGGUGGAUGGGAUAAUCGCAAUGGCGGAUGGGACAAUCGCAAUGGCGGAUGGGACAAUCGCAAUGGCGGAUGGGAUGAUCGCAAUGGCGAAUGGGACAAUCGCAAUGGCGGAUGGGAUAAUCGCAAUGGCGGAUGGGACGAGUUUGGUUUUGGUUCCAAGAUCGGUGGAUUAGACAGCGGCUAUAGCGUGCAGGGACACGGAGCUAGCUUUGGGCUCGGGAGCGGGUUUGGUUUUGACAAAGCAUACGGUGCUGCCUGGGGGACGGCUAUGGCGUAG
Molecule: messenger RNA, 420 nt
Organism: Dreissena polymorpha
Lineage: Eukaryota; Metazoa; Mollusca; Bivalvia; Myida; Dreissenidae
Exons: 2
Coding region: 1-420 (139 amino acids)
Source: RefSeq, a predicted model, not a curated record